This is a messenger RNA of Iphiclides podalirius (scarce swallowtail), 246 nucleotides long. The record is from the annotation of a GenBank genome assembly. Lineage: Eukaryota; Metazoa; Arthropoda; Insecta; Lepidoptera; Papilionidae.
AUGCCCGUACCGAGGGGCCUUCAGUGGGUAAAAAAUCCGCCUAACUAUCGCUGGCAUUUCGAGGAGAGUAGGGAUUCUUUCAAAACACGACAUCCCUUGUAUCUAUCGAAGCAGGAAUCCCUGUCUCGCGACGAUGCGGGCGUGAGUCAGGCGGCGCUAUCGCAAUCCCGUGGCGCCGCCGACCGCAUUGAUAGCGAGGCACGGUCCGCCCACACCGUCACUCGGCUUCGGCACGCGGACCUGCUG